Messenger RNA from Phaedon cochleariae (mustard beetle), 1411 nucleotides. NCBI's taxonomy places the organism in Eukaryota, Metazoa, Arthropoda, Insecta, Coleoptera, Chrysomelidae. The record is from the annotation of a GenBank genome assembly.
CAAUUAUUUUAGCAUUUUUGUGAAUCAGUUUGAUUCCGAUUUCAUGUCUAUGAGGCAUGAAAAAACUCGAUUCUCAAGAGUUAACAGUGUAGUUGACAGUUUGAGAUGCAUUUUCUCAGUAACUGUUUAUUAUUGUCAAUUUUGUAUACGAGUACAUCAGCAUUCCUGCUAACUUCAAGGCAAUUCAAUGACGUACGUAUAGUGGGUGGUAAAGAAGCAAACAUCUCCAGUUUUCCUUAUCAGAUAUCUCUGAUGAAAUAUGGCAGUCACGUUUGUGGAGGAGCUAUUUUUCACGACUCUUACAUUUUGACAGCAGCUCAUUGUGUGAUUAAUGGAUUGGCAAAGUCCUAUUCCAUUCGUGCAGGAAGCAGUUUCAGAAUGUCAGGAGGAACCGUUUUCAAAGUUUGCUCAGUGCAUAUUCAUGAAAAGUUUGUGACUUCCACCAUGGACUAUGAUAUCGCUAUACUGACUCUUUGCAGUCCCAUUUUAUUCAGCAGUACGAUGUUGCCAGCUGCAUUGCCACUCAGUUCUGAAUCCCUUUCACCAGGAAUCUUGGCUACAGUGACUGGUUGGGGUUACACUACGGAAAGUGGAAGUGUGUCGAAUAACUUGCAACAAGUCCAAGUACCUAUCGUAAAUCAUAAUCAAUGCAGCAAAAUCUUCACCAAGGAAACUAUCAGCAACAACAUGAUAUGUGCUGGUUUUUUAGGAAAAGGUGGAAAAGAUGCUUGUCAGGGUGACUCAGGUGGACCUAUGAUUGCUAAAGGCAAGCUUUAUGGAAUUGUUUCAUGGGGAUAUGGAUGUGCCCAAUCUCAGUAUCCAGGCAUCUACACCAAUGUCCCAGUUUUGAGAAACUGGAUAAAACAAAUCACAAAAUACUAAGAGAUGUAUAAAAAAUAGAGAAAUUAUGUGUUUCAAUCUGAAGACUGGAAUGCCAAUUAACUAACCAACUAUCAUUUGAAUUUUCUCUGUGAUUUAAGUAAUUUAGUCACAGGCUAGAGAUUGAUGGAAUAAACGUCUGGUGCGCUACACUCUUCAUUUGUUUCGUCAAACUGGUUCUUGAUAUAAACAAUUGAAUUUCAUAUGAUAACGUGGAGUCAACUUAUUGAAUAUUAGAUGGAGUGAUUCCUAGAACUUAUGAUCAACAUCAGUUCUACCAACCUUGAUGCGGCUUAAUCGCAAAAUGUAUUCCGUUUCUUCAUUGGUCACAAUUCGGUCACAAUUGUCACAUUGAUGCCUGUAAUUUUGGUGUGGCACCAGACUAAACUGAGCGAGAUUCACCCACGCCAUGUUAUGUUUAUCGAAGUUGGCAAAAUUCAAGGAAUUGUAAAACAGGAAAGAAUUUGAGUGCAUACACCAGAGUUUAUUUCAUCAAUGGCUAGAGUUUACCACGAUCUGUUAAUGUCAUUGA